GAUUCGAAAUCUACUAUGACCUGGACCUUUGAAAGGUGUUACUAGUGCAAAUAUUAACAUAAACGCGUCUAAACUUGAUCAUAAGGCCAGAGAACAUUUAUUAAAGAUAUAUUUGAGUAAUACCUAGGAGCAUUUUUGAACUCUAAUAGCGAACUGUAAACCUUCGCUGUCCGGAAUUAGUUUGUGUUUUCGACAUCCAGGGUUGUAUUAACCUUUGUUUGGUUGCAUCAGAGGUAAGCGAUAGAGACGUGAAUUGAGCUCCUUUUCCUUGAAAGGAAUCUACAUUGGGGUGAAAACAUAGACAACAGUUUUAUUAGGAGAAAUCAUCCAAAACAAUCCUAACCAUGGACUUGUUGUCGGCAAUAAAUCAGCACACCAAUAACCACCACAACGAAGCGCGAAAGGCCAACAUAUCCUUCGUACUUCAUAGCUUUUGUGCGUUGGGAUGCUCUGCGUUUGUCGUUUUUGUUGCUCCUUGUGGCUACUCGUAUGAAGACCAGGUAAAGGCAGGGUCUUUUGCUUCUUUUGGAUUGUGCGCGGCGUUUGUAAUAUUGGAAGUUGUCAUAAUUGUUAUGUUUAUACGUGCGUUGCAUGCACUGUACCACUAUCGUUUUAAUUCAAAGACGCCUUAUUCAUCAGCAAGCUCACGCCUGAUUAAUUUUAUAGGUAUAUUCAAAUGCCUUUGUUUGACGAACUGUCUGCAGCAUGUUUUUAGGCUCUAUGGGUUGUACGUAAUGGCCGUAAUGACAUUAUGUGUGGGGCUUUCUAGACUUCCUUUUGCAUUGUAUCUUGUUUUGCAAUACAUGGAGGUAGUGCUGUUUGUUCUCUACUCUCUUAAGUCUAACACUAAUGCCACUCUUGUGAGAGCACUGGUUUAGUAAUUGAGCCUUUUGUCCUAAUCAAAAGUGACUUAUAUGUGUGUAUGUGUGUGUAUAUAUAUGCA
Molecule: messenger RNA, 943 nt
Organism: Phytomonas sp. EM1
Lineage: Eukaryota; Euglenozoa; Kinetoplastea; Trypanosomatida; Trypanosomatidae
Source: the annotation of a GenBank genome assembly